AUGAAAUUUGGAAAUUAUCUUGGUGAGAUCUUCGGAGUAACUACACUGUUACUCAUUCUGCACACCGAGGCGUCAAUGAAUUUCUCGAACUACUCCUCGUGCAGUGAUUGGUGCACUUGUCGUCAUGACAAUAAUGGAAAGAUUAUUGUGAAGUGUAGGCUGAAAGAAACUAACUUCUCGCGUCUUCAGCUGCCUCCUCUUAUUGAUGAACUGGACCUAUCGAACAACGGAUUGACCAAAGUGCCUGUAGAAUUUCUCAAACGCUACACCAACUUGUCAAAACUCAUCAUGGAUCACAAUAGCAUUAAGGUUUUACCAUCACGGAGUUUUCAGUUCCUUUCCUCGUUGGAAAUCCUGUCCAUCAAGUACAACUCCAUAUACAGCAUUGAAAAUAGCUCCUUUGUUGGCUUGCACAACCUCAAAUCGCUGGACCUUGCCAUGAAUGACCUCCAUUUUUGGAAGGCGCACAACCUAUCACGUGACCUACCCGUUUUACAGACAGUUCGCAUCACAGGUGCAAUCUUCUGGGUACCGGAUGCUUCUCUCCUAAAGCUCCCGAGUCUGGUAGAGAUCAUUGGAGUCACAUGGUGUAAGUUCUGCAUCAACUGUACCUUAGUCAAGCCAGUGAACAUCUUGAACGAGAGCGCACGUCGAGAAGCAGCUGAAACUUGCAGGGAGCGCUUCUAUGAAUAUAAGUACAUGCAAAUUGGCAAGCCUGAUCCGAAGCGGUUUCUUUCUCACGGCUUCAUUCCCGAAUGCAUGUGCGUCAAGGAAACAGAAUGCGAGUUUCGACAGCUUGUAAUGCCAUAUUUUCAGACGCAGGACAGCUUACCGCAGUAUCUAUUUUACCUAGAAUACGUCAUCAGCCCCUUCACUAUCUUAUUUAAUGUAAUUGUUUUAGUCGUUAUAGUCUCAAGGAAGACCCUCAGGGGAAUCCCAUCCUUUUUCCUCAUCGCCAACAUGGCUUUUGUUGAUAUUAUAGUUGGGAUCUACUCGAUUACGGUAGCUGAGGUUAAUAUUAAGGAAAUUGAGAAGAUCCUAGAGGAAUUAAUGUGGACUGGGCAAAAACUCAGGCCAUCUACGGGACCGAUAUUCAUUGCAGGGCAGUUGAUAUCAGUUCUUAUCUCCUCUAUACUUACUGUAGAGCGUUACAUUGUAGUGGUUUAUUGCGUAACAUCCAACCUCAAGCUUAGCAUGAAAACUACGCUCAUAUCUUUAGCUGUGGCUUGGGGAAUAGCAAUCACGUUUGCUAUUCUGCCCAUAUUUGGUGUUGCGGGAUUGCGUUACAACAUCAAACGCGCAUGCGCUCCUCUAAGUUAUGACGUCAAGUACCAAUCACAGUCGUCGACGGUUCUAAUUUCCAUGCUGAUUCUCAUUGUGUUGAUCUACUUCCUAAACAUCCCGCUUUACUUCAGGAUUUUUCGCUUUGUCAAAAAGAACGCCGGCAACGCAGUGUCUGGGGUUAAAAAAGAACUUUCACUCGCUCGCAAAAUAGCUACUCUGAUUCUCACGAAUUUCGUGUUUUUUGCUAUUCCUAUUCUUCUUAUUCUAAUCAUUUCUAUAUUUUCCGAGUAUGACAACAAUCCCUUUGAUUUCAGCGGUGAUGCUUUUGAGUCGACCAUAUUCAAAAUCAUCAUUGGUCAGUGGCUCCCUGUCACGUGUUUGAAUAUCAACGCAUUACUCGACCCAUUUCUCUACGCAUUCAGACAUUCUAUUUUUAAACGAGAAGCAAAAGCCUUGGUAUUUCGCUAUACAGGGAAGGUAUUACCUCUAGAUGAUUCAUGCACUGCUAAUCCCGGAGCUUCAAAAUCUACUGCUAAUUGAAACAAACACACACCUACACAUCCUUCAUGGUUUUCAUACUUACGAGUAUUGGGGAUCAUGAGCGGCAUACGCUAAUACGGCCCUGUCUGUAACCGCUGUGUAGCUAGUUUAAUGCCCGGGAUAUAUAGCACCUGGUAUGAUUCUUGUCUGAGCCAUGAAUGUAGUGGUAAUGCAUGCAUACAUGGAGUGAGCCUCACGGAAGAGCCCCGUACGGAGAGUGAUGGUUGUAAAUAAUAAGUUUUAAAUUCUAAUUAAUGUAUUUUUCUUCCUAUUAAUCUAUUAUCAAACUUUUUUGCUUAUCAUUUAUUAAGUUAUUACAUCUAAUUUAUGAUUAACUUAUUAUUCUUUCCAUUAACGUAUUAUGAAACUAUACAUGACUAUCCAGUUUGAAAUCACUUGUGAUUUGUCCAAUUUGAUUGGCUCUGCGGCAGCAGUAGUGCCAUUAAACGAAUUGCACCAUUUUGACACCAUCUAUACAAAAUAUACACACGUACCUUAUUAGCCCUUCCGAGGUUGAGAAAAAAACUUGUUAGAGUUUGCAUUGCAGUUCAUUGAGUGGCUGAGUUAGGGGACAUUUCCAAGAUGGCGUCUAUUUUAUUUCCUAAAACCGCCUCACAAUGCACUGCAAUGCCAACUCGACCCAGUUUUUUCCUAAACCUCGGAAUGACUAAUUGAGUCCCUAAAAUUUUGUACUUGGGAACCUCUGUAGAGCUGUUACUGUCAAAACGGCCUCAAGCUUACCCUCCUAGAUUCCAAUAAUGGUUUCAUUAUUCGAAUAUUUAAAUCUAUUAUUCAGUUCCGAGAAUAUGAAGACUCCGGGUUCAAAAUAAUAAAACUCGAAUUCUGAUUGGAUUGUCCCAUAUAAGGAACACCAUAAUCCAACCAGAAUUCGAGUUUUGAAUCGAUAAUUAUUUUGAACCCUGAGUCUUCGGUAUUCUCAAAAAUAAUAAAUAGAUUUAAAUAUUCGAAUAAUGAAACCAUUAAUGAAAUCAAGCUUGAGAAAUUCUGUAAAUUGUGACAUAUUUCGGUGUCCUGGUAUUAAUUGCUCACACACAGACACACAGACACACACACACACACAAAGUAACGCGAAAAAAAAUUCCCUCAAUAUGAUUAACUCCUACCUUAAAUAAUCAGAACAAUGGAAAAUUUGGAAUUAGGCACCCUAUUACAUAGCACCCUAUUAUAUGGCACCCUAUUAUAUAUGACACCCUAUUACAUAGCACCCUAUCAUAUGGCAUCCUAUUAUAUGGCACCCUAUUAUAUGACACCCUAUUAUAUGGCACCCUAUUAUAUAUUAUAAUGAAGGUGGUAUGAACACAAUAAACUUCAACUUGCACAUAUGGCA
This is a messenger RNA of Actinia tenebrosa (Australian red waratah sea anemone), 3172 nucleotides long. RefSeq lists its product as uncharacterized. Gene Ontology annotation, cellular component: plasma membrane. Gene Ontology annotation, biological process: hormone-mediated signaling pathway; adenylate cyclase-activating G protein-coupled receptor signaling pathway; activation of adenylate cyclase activity. NCBI's taxonomy places the organism in Eukaryota, Metazoa, Cnidaria, Anthozoa, Actiniaria, Actiniidae. The record is from RefSeq and is a predicted model, not a curated record. Gene Ontology annotation, molecular function: protein binding; G protein-coupled peptide receptor activity.